GGGAGAUCAGUCCCCUUCCUGUCAGCAGACAUGGCGGAGUACAGCCAGGCGGGCCUGCUGGCGGCUCUGCUCCUCUUCACGGCGCUCACAGUGCGAGACGUGUACCUCGGCAGAUCCGGCUCACAGCGCGGACACCAGCAGGCCGACGGACCCGGACUCUCCCCGGACCCCCUGCCCGACUCUGAGCCCGGGACGGCGGCCAAACCCUCCCUGUACACCGGGCCCGUGCUCCGGUUCCAGUACUGUAUCUCCUGAGGUUACAGUAAAGUGUUCCAGGAGUACUCCAGAGCCAUCAGCCAGCUGUACCCGGACAUCCGCAUAGAGGGCGAAAACUACCCCCCAACCACCUUCAACAGGUAUGUGGGGAACCUCUUCUCCUACCUGAAGCUGCUCUCGAUCCUCCUCAUCGUCAGCGGUCAGAACCCCUUCCUCCUCCUCGGCCUCGACACUCCCCGAGCCUGGACCUGGAGCCAGGACAACAAGAUCUUCUCGUGUCUGAUGGCGUUCUUCCUCUGCAACAUGAUGGAGACACACUUCCUGUCUACAGGAGCCUUCGAGGUCAUGCUGAACGAUGUUCCCCUCUGGUCGAAGCUUCAGUCGGGUCACGUUCCAAACAUUCAGGAAAUCUUCCAGAUCCUCGACAACCACCUGAAGAUGAACCAGGUGGAUCCCAGGAGCUUCACCUCCACGUAGAGCCACACACAGCAGUGCUGCAUUCAGGUGUACCGGCUCAGUGGGACGUUUAGCCGCUGGCGUUUAUGAAGGUCCAGCCUUAAAGCAGACUCUGCGGGGCCCGGCCGGAUGUUACCCGCCACAAAGCGAGCGCUCCCCCUGCGCCGGAUCACGGAGCAGCACUACAGUACCCAUGAUGCACCUGUCAGUUGUUCUCCUCGAUGUGUCUGCAUCUUUUUGAGUUAAUUUAUUUAGUUUGAUUUUGUUCAGCAGGAAAAGAAUCAUGCUGCGGUACCUUGUUAGCUUCAUGCUAAUUUACUGUAUGCUAGUUAGCCUCAUGCUAAUUAGCCGAGGUCUGGGCAGGAAGUUCCGGACAGGAAACUGAAACGCCCUACAAGACGAGUCUGCUAUAAAUGUUGAAUAUCAUGACAUCAUCAUGACAAUAUGAUGAUGUCAUGAUGAUGUCACAACUGAGUUUGUAAAAUGUUGGAAACAAAAAUAAAGAUGGAGGUGAAGAAAC
Messenger RNA from Notolabrus celidotus (New Zealand spotty), 1192 nucleotides. It is a transcript of the gene selenot2, whose product is annotated as selenoprotein T, 2. The record is from RefSeq and is a predicted model, not a curated record. Gene Ontology annotation, molecular function: thioredoxin-disulfide reductase (NADPH) activity. Gene Ontology annotation, cellular component: endoplasmic reticulum membrane. NCBI's taxonomy places the organism in Eukaryota, Metazoa, Chordata, Actinopteri, Labriformes, Labridae. Gene Ontology annotation, biological process: cell redox homeostasis. The transcript is spliced from 6 exons.